GCUGUAAACAACAAAGAUGUUUCUCGCACAAUUUUAUUCGCUUUCGCCUCUACGUUGUUUUUGUCCCGCUACGGCGACCGUAACAUCCUCAAGGUGGCUGAUGGGAUUUCAACGAUUAGCAAAAACAGCGUAUUUUCGAUUAUAAAUCUAUAAAACUCUCUUCAUUUCUUUAGUUGUUUAGGUUCUGUGUGUUUAACUUGUGUGGUUUUUAAAGUAGGAAGAUCAUCCUGUCGUAAGUAAUUGAAGAUGACCACAGCGGCAAGGCCAACGUUUGAGCCCGCUCGAGGAGGGCGAGGUAAAGGAGAAGGAGAUCUCAGUGCUUUGUCCAAACAGUAUUCCAGCAGAGACCUGCCUGGACACACCAAGAUCAAAUACAGGCAGCCCACUCAGGAUGUUCCGGAGGAGGUUAGAGCUCGUGACUUCAGACGUGAGCUUGAGGAGAGGGAGAGAGUUGCUGUUAAGAGCAGAGACAGAGGAGCAAGAGAACACACCACAUCCUCCUCUUCAUCUUCCUCUUCCAAACGGCCACGUCUGGAUCAGAUUCCUGCUGCCAACUUGGAUGCUGACGACCCCCUCACUGAUGAUGAAGAUGACUCUGAUUCUGGUUCUGACAGUGAUGAUGACACUGCCGCCUUGCUGGCUGAACUGGAGAAGAUCAAAAAGGAGCGAGCUGAGGAACAGGAGAGGAAGGAGCGGGAACAGAAAGCAGAAGAGGAGAGGAUACGUAUGGAGAACAUUCUGAGUGGGAAUCCUCUGCUUAAUCUGGCCGCCCAACAACAACAACAACAAACACAGACCCCGAACACAUUCAGUGUGAAAAGAAGGUGGGAUGAUGAUGUCGUGUUUAAGAACUGCGCUAAAGGAGUUGAUGAAUCUCGCAAAGAGAAACGCUUCAUUAAUGACACACUGCGGUCUGAAUUCCACAAGAAAUUCAUGGAGAAAUACGUUAAAUAAGACGUUAUGGAAUAAUGUUUCAACCAUUUUUUUUUUUUUAAAUAAGUUGUGUGAUUUGCCAUUCUGUAAUUUGAUCUGUAAAAGAAAUGUACUUUCAGUAAACAAUAAUAAAAGGUUAAAUUCUC
Molecule: messenger RNA, 1079 nt
Organism: Xyrauchen texanus (razorback sucker)
Lineage: Eukaryota; Metazoa; Chordata; Actinopteri; Cypriniformes; Catostomidae
Gene: cwc15
Product: CWC15 spliceosome associated protein homolog
Biological process (GO): mRNA cis splicing, via spliceosome
Cellular component (GO): catalytic step 2 spliceosome
Molecular function (GO): RNA binding
Source: RefSeq, a predicted model, not a curated record